Messenger RNA from Tuber melanosporum (Perigord truffle), 2079 nucleotides. RefSeq lists its product as uncharacterized. The record is from RefSeq and is a predicted model, not a curated record. Gene Ontology annotation, cellular component: microtubule; cytoplasm; membrane. Gene Ontology annotation, molecular function: GTPase activity; GTP binding; microtubule binding. The transcript is spliced from 4 exons. Lineage: Eukaryota; Fungi; Ascomycota; Pezizomycetes; Pezizales; Tuberaceae. The coding region runs from base 1 to 2079 and encodes 692 amino acids.
AUGAAGUGGCCGAAGAACAUGGGAAGCUUCGACAGCGAGGAUCGUGUCAAAUUACUAAGUAUCAUAGACUCGUUGAGGGAGUUGGGGAUCAGCGAUGACAUCCCGCUACCGCAGCUAGUAGUAGUCGGCGACCAAUCCUCGGGCAAGUCCUCCCUGCUUGAAGGCCUGACAGGGCUUGCCUUCCCAAUAGCCAGCGACCUAUGUACGCGCUUCGCAACGCAAAUAGUCCUGCGCCGCGCGCCCUCCGAGCAAUCCCGCGUGAAAGUCUCCAUCAUUCCGGGCCCCGAGGCCCAGGGUAACGAGGCACAGCGCGCCUACCUCGCCGCCUUCAGGCACACCGCCGACAACAGUGAUUUCGGGGUCGACCAGUUCUCCGCACUCCUCAGCGACGCGGCGGAGCGCAUGGGGUUGCCGAAACCCGGUACUGAGGAUAUCGAUGAUCUGGAGAAGAGGUUCUCGAACCAUGUGCUUAGAGUGGAGUUGUCUGGGCCGGAUCAUCCUCACCUUAGCGUUGUGGAUGUCCCGGGUUUGUUUCAUAAUCCGACCAAGUACCAGACCAGGGAGGAUUCGGAGAUUAUUAGGGAUCUAAUCGAGAGCUAUAUAACUGAUCGGAGAACUAUUAUUAUGGCGGUCAUGGACGGACGAAAUAACCUUGCCAAUCAGGAGGUAUUCAGAAUGGCCCGGGCGGCAGAUCCAACCGGUUCCAGAACCGUGGGAGUGGUAACAAAAUGCGAUGCUCUCCAACCCGGUGAAGAAGGUAGUAUCCUGCGCAUCCUCCAAAACGAAGUUGAGAACUUGAAACAUGGCUGGUUCGCGGUCAAGAACCGUUCAGCAAGGGACCUCAAACACGGCGUAACCAUAGAAGAGCGCCACCUGAAUGAGGAAAAAUUCUUCAAGACUAGCCCUUGGUGCGAACUCGAGCGCAACCGGGUCGGGAUCAAGCCAUUGAAAUCCUUCCUGGGAAAACUCUUGUACGAGCACAUCCGCGAGGAAUUCCCGACCUUGGUGGAGGAAAUCUCAGGGAAGCUUCAGGAGAGCAGGGUCCAGCUGGCCGAGUUUGGGCCAGCGCGGCAGACACCGACCGAACAGCGGGUUUACCUGACAAAGAUUGUGAACCGGUAUGAGGCAGCGGUGGACCGCGCGCUGGCGGGUACCUACGAUCCCGGCUUACCUAGCGACGAUCCGUUGAAACUCCGAAUGCACAUAUUCAACGCCAAUGAGCGAUUCGCCAGAACGCUGAAAAAGGAGGGGUACCUCAUGCCCUUCCGGGCGGUCGACGACAAGCUCGACGAUGAAUUUAAUCACAGCAGGGCCGGGGGCGCGGAGCCGGAGCCGAUAUACACCUGGAUCCGCAACUGGUACCGGGAAGCCCGCGGCGCGUGCCUCCCUGGAACGGUAAACCCGGAAGCCGUCAAGUCGCUCUUCCGCCAGCAGUGCUCCGCCUGGAACACCAUCUCCGAAUCGCACCUUGCCACCACGGCGAAUAUCGUUAGGAAAUUUAGCACCGCACUGUACGAGUUGAAAAUCGAGGACGAAUCAAUCUUGCCCAGGAUCCUUGCGAAAGUGAACCCCAUGAUCGAAUCCUCUAUUUCGGCAGCUGAGUCGCAGCUCGAGACAAUAUUGGCGGAUGAGUUGACUUCAACUUUGCAAACUAUAAACUCUACCUUCCCAACAACACUCCAGAGUACACGCCUGCAGCGACUAGAAGCACGCCUGCGCAGUCAUGGCCUUAUCGAUAAUGCUUACCACGCCAAUGUUCGUGCUCUGGCCGAGAACGCGAACCUGAGUAUUGAGGAUCAGGCAGUCUACGAGAUUCACGAUAUCCUCAAAUGCUACUACUCUAUCGCAAUUAAGAGAUUUGCGGAUAAUGUCGUCAACCAGGUUGUUGAGAGGUAUCUGCUUGGUCGGGAGGGGUCUGUUAAGUGCUUCUGUAGUGAGCAGGUUAGCGCGCUUGGAGAGGGGGAAUUGGCGGCACUCGUGGCGGAUGAUUACGAGACCAGUGUGCGCAGGACGGAUGUCAAUUAUAGGAUUCAGAGGUUGGAGAAGGCGUUGGAGAUUGCGAGGAAGGCCAAUAUGUAG